Hemibagrus wyckioides is the source of this 2430-nucleotide messenger RNA. RefSeq names its product makorin, ring finger protein, 2 (gene mkrn2). NCBI's taxonomy places the organism in Eukaryota, Metazoa, Chordata, Actinopteri, Siluriformes, Bagridae. Gene Ontology annotation, biological process: protein polyubiquitination. The transcript is spliced from 8 exons. Bases 313 to 1563 code for a protein of 416 amino acids. Gene Ontology annotation, molecular function: metal ion binding; ubiquitin protein ligase activity. The record is from RefSeq and is a predicted model, not a curated record.
AAAACGCGUUCGGAAUUAUGGGACGGGAUACGUAGGGACCACUAAUCGGUGUUUGGAAAGCAAUUUGGUUAAAUGUUUGUUAGAAUCGAUAAAGGGUGCCAUAAUAAUGUAUCGACAUAUUGUGACCGAAUCAUUGUUUUAAAAACCACAAAGCGCUACCCCUAGGCGCUUAACAGUGCGGAACCAACAGCGAGUUCGCUGUUGUAGUAAGUCGGCGGUAAUUAGAGGUCGCACAAAUAACCGUAUGGGAACAGGAAGAAAAAUAAAAAAAAAAAACCAAAACAACAACUGCGUAUAUAUAUGAAAUGAAAUAUGUCAACAAAACAAGUCACCUGCAGAUACUUCCUUCAUGGCGUUUGUCGAGAGGGGAACAGGUGCAUGUUUUCACAUGAUCUGGCAACCAGCAAACCUUCAACAAUAUGUAAAUUUUAUCAGAAAGGUGUAUGUGCUUAUGGAGAUAGGUGCAGAUAUGACCACAUCAAGCCCGGGGGCCGUGGAAGUGGACCUCCCAUGGAUCACACAAACAGAGCCGGUAGUGCAAGCGCGUCUGUUUUGCCCUCCACGGGACCUGGACCUCCACCAAGCGCCGCAAGAAUUACUAAGAAACCAAUCGUGCUGAGAGACAGAGCUUUAGGCAGUGAGAGUCGAGGGCAGCCGUUCAGCGGAGAAACCGCAGAGCUUCUAGAUUGCUGGGAUUACAGAGACGUCUCUCAGGUCAAACCUCAUAGCUACCUGGAUGCCAUCCGCUCAGGGCUAGAGAGUGCAGCCACAGCCAGCCCGUUCCCUGAUAUAUCCCAUCAGGCUCUGCUUUGCCCUUAUGCAGCUGCCGGCCAGUGUCACUAUGGCGACACAUGCCCGUAUCUCCAUGGCGACAUGUGUGAAAUUUGCCGGUUGCAAGUUUUGCACCCACAUGAUCCAGUGCAGAGGGCAGCACAUGAGAAGGUGUGUAUGACUGCCUUUGAGAAGGACAUGGAGCAGGCGUUUGCUGUGCAGCAGAGCCAGGAGAAAGUGUGCAGUAUCUGCAUGGAGGUGGUGUACGAGAAGGCGUCUCCGUCCGAGCGGCGCUUCGGCAUCCUGUCCAGCUGCUGCCACACCUACUGCCUCGGCUGCAUCCGCCAGUGGCGCUGCGCCAAGCAGUUUGACAACAAGAUCAUCAAGUCUUGUCCAGAAUGCAGGGUGGUGUCUGAAUUUGUUAUCCCCAGCAUGUACUGGGUGGAAGAUCAAGAGGAAAAGAAUCGUCUCAUCGAGGAGUUCAAGUCUGGAGUCAGUAAAAAACCGUGCAAGUAUUUUGACCAAGGUAGAGGAACGUGUCCAUUCGGAGGGAAAUGUUUCUACAUGCACGCCUACCCAGAUGGAACUCGGGCCGAACCGGACAAGCCUCGAAAGCAGCUCAGCUCCGAAGGAAAUGUUCGGUUCUUGAACUCCGUACGACUGUGGGACUUCAUCGAGGAACGUGAGCAUCGCGCGGUGCCGCAGUACGAAGACGAAGUCAACGACCUGGGCGAACUCUUCAUGCAGCUCUCUGGUGCCGGAGAAGAAAGCGGAACCUCAGCAUCACACUGAUCCUUUCAUCUCGCGCACACACACACACACUCGCAGACCUGUAGGCCGACCCCCACGGCAAGCCAUGAUUUCAUGACUUUGGUAACUGUGUAUGUAAUCUGGGCAAUAAAAAUGUACUCACUGGUAAACAUUUCCCUGUUUAUGGCUUGACAUGGUUUUCUUAAAGGAAAAAAAAAAAACUUUUUACCUGUGGUACAUUUUUGUGGUAUAUUACACUAUGUUUAACAUAAACAUAUUUAAAGGCACAUGUAUUGUUUCUGUAAGCUGCUAUAUUUUCCUGACGUGUUAGAAUUUUGCAGGAUUGAAAAGAUUUUUAAUAUGUCCAAAGAAAAUAACUGUCAAAUAAUAAUGGAGAAAAAAAUGGGGGGCGGGGGGGCUGCUAAGCCUGCUGCCACACCACAAACACACUCGAGUAGUGUGUGAGUUUAACAAGUAUCGUAUUUAGUAUUUAAAUAAAUAUAUAUAUAUACACACAGUAUAUAUAUAUUUUAGUGUGUAUAUAUAUAUAUAUAUAUAUAUAUAUACACUGUAAGUGUUGCACUUAGAUCCAUUUACACAGACUUGACUCGACUCUAUCUCUGAGAAACAUGUUGGCGGUUUUUAGAACCGUUUAGACUUAAUUACAUCCUGUUGAUGUCAACAGGACUAGAAUGGUUUUAAGUUUAUUCCCUCAUGUGCACACAUGGAGUGAUCGAACAGUGAGGUAGAAACAUCCCUCUACUACCAAUUAGUGUUUCUCGAAAGUUUCUGAUACAGUAGCUUGCUCAGUUUCUCCAUGUUGUUUGAGUUAUUUAUUUAAAACUGAGACAAGGUUAUCUUAGUUGUUUGAGGUCAUAGAAUGAAAUAAUAAUAAAAAAAAUACCUGAA